AUGCAAAUGAAAGCCACAAACAACUUCAGCUACUCUGGCAACGGCAGCAACUGCAGCAGCGAUAACAAAAUCAGUCAGGUCAUCUUUCCUUUGCUUUACACACUUCUCUUCCUGGUGGGUCUCACUAUGAAUGGCCUGGCAACGUGGAUCUUCUUUAAAAUAUCCAGUAAAUCCAAUUUCAUCAUCUUCCUCAAGAACACUGUCAUUUCUGACAUCCUCAUGAUCUUGACUUUUCCAUUUAAAAUCCUUAGUGAUGCAAAGUUGGUACCGUGGGUGCUGAGAGGAUUUGUGUGCCAGGUCACCCAGGUCAUAUUUUACUUCACCAUGUACAUUAGCAUUAUGUUUCUUGGGCUAAUAACUAUCGAUCGCUAUCAGAAAGCCACUUCACCAUUCAGAACAUCAACCACAAAAAGCCUUUUCGGUGCCAAGAUCCUGUCCACGGCAAUCUGGAUAUCAAUGUUUACUCUUUCAUUACCCAACAUCAUUCUAACAAACAAGGAAAAAACACCUAAGAAUGUAAAAAAGUGUGCUCUCUUGAAAUCUGAGUUUGGCUUAGUCUGGCAUGAAAUCGUGAACUAUAUUUGCCAACUUAUCUUCUGGGUUAAUUUAGCAGUCAUAGCUGUAUGCUACAUACUCAUAAGUAAGGAACUGUACAAAUCCUACAAAAGGACAAGAUGCACAGGAAAAGCAUCUAAAAAAAAUGUAAAUCUAAAGGUUUUUAUCAUAAUUGCAGUGUUUUUUAUUUGUUUUGUGCCAUUCCACUUCACUAGAAUUCCCUACACUUUGAGCCAAACAAGAGACGUUUUUGAAUGCUCUGCUCAGAACACCUUGUUUUACUUAAAAGAGAGCACGCUGUGGCUGACAUCACUAAAUGCUUGCCUAGAUCCAUUCAUUUACUUUUUCCUUUGCAAAUCAUUUAGAAAAUCCUUGCUAGACACACUAUGCAAGCACACAGAAUCGCCAGAACUCCGAACACAGAUGGCAGUGCAGAAUGAAGGAGAUGACACAGACGAGACACCACUCUAGCACGAAGAACUAACCAUGUCCCUACUUGGCCACGUACGCUUAUUUGGAAGGCAAGGAGAAAGCAGUAAAAUCCUGCUGAAAGUUACCUAGAAUUUUGACAACACCUUUACAAAUUGCCCUACAGAUGAAGC
Cygnus atratus (black swan) is the source of this 1157-nucleotide messenger RNA. RefSeq names its product purinergic receptor P2Y12 (gene P2RY12). Gene Ontology annotation, molecular function: G protein-coupled purinergic nucleotide receptor activity. Bases 1 to 1026 code for a protein of 341 amino acids. Lineage: Eukaryota; Metazoa; Chordata; Aves; Anseriformes; Anatidae. The transcript has a single exon. Gene Ontology annotation, cellular component: membrane. The record is from RefSeq and is a predicted model, not a curated record. Gene Ontology annotation, biological process: blood coagulation; G protein-coupled receptor signaling pathway.